Zingiber officinale is the source of this 875-nucleotide messenger RNA. RefSeq lists its product as uncharacterized. The coding region runs from base 111 to 623 and encodes 170 amino acids. Lineage: Eukaryota; Viridiplantae; Streptophyta; Magnoliopsida; Zingiberales; Zingiberaceae. The record is from RefSeq and is a predicted model, not a curated record. The transcript is spliced from 4 exons. Gene Ontology annotation, molecular function: calcium ion binding.
AGUGUCAAAUCCUCAUAGCUCUCAUCCCCCCUCACAAUAUCUCUUUCUAUCUCAAUUCAUUCAGAUCUACAUCUCUCUCGUUUCCUCUUCUUCCUCUCCUUUUUCUCUUCAUGGGCCACUUCUUCUCCUCCCUCCAUGCUAAACUUCAUGGGAAAGGUUGGCGAGAGGGGCAACUAAGGAACAUCAGUGAUCAAGCCUUCGAUCGGGUUCGAAGCGACUCUGAUGAUCCUCACCUCACUUUCGAGGACCUCUAUAUAUCGGUUCUUUAUGUCUAUAAUGAUAUCAACAAGUAUCUCCCAGGACCUCACAAUGAUCCUCCCACUAAAGAGAAGCUUAAAGCUAUGAUGGAGCAGUACGACAUGAAUCUCGAUGGAUUGAUAGAUCGCGAAGAGUUCGCGGAGCUUAUGAAGAAACUUACGAAAGAGACAGCUAAGUCGGUCGGCCAGAACCUACUCAUCGGACUCGUCUUGGUCCCGACUGUCGCAUUGAUAGCAAAGAGAGCCACCGAAGGAGUGCCGGUCGUCGGCAGGGUGAUGCAAAAUUUGCCCAACUUUGUCUAUGCCUCAAUUGUGGCUCUUGGGCUUGGGGUUGUGAUAGUGAAAGAGGGAAGUAAUGAUGGUUAAGUCCUUGAUUCAAAAUUUGCUCAAAUGGAGGGUUAACGAUCGAUAUAAAUAAAUAUAAAAUAAAUAGAUUACUCGAUAAGAAUUUAAUGUUGAUGUAGUCUUAGUUUUGAAGGCAAAAGCUCUUUAGAUAUGAUGCUUUUGCUUUCACCGAAAGCAUGAUUGUAAUGGCCGAUACAUACCCACUUGAAAGAGAAAAAAAAAAAUUCAAAGUCAUGGCAUUGCACAAAUACAAAUAUGAUCUAUCAUCGUCAA